Quercus robur (English oak) is the source of this 1929-nucleotide messenger RNA. Its product is annotated as putative UPF0481 protein At3g02645. Bases 262 to 1671 code for a protein of 469 amino acids. The transcript has 2 exons. The record is from RefSeq and is a predicted model, not a curated record. NCBI's taxonomy places the organism in Eukaryota, Viridiplantae, Streptophyta, Magnoliopsida, Fagales, Fagaceae.
AUGUUUUCUUUAUAUUUGAUAGAGAAACAUUGAAUCACACACACUACGAAGACUUUAAGAAUUUUCCUUUCGAUGAGAGAGUUUUAGCUAUCAAGUGAGGAGAGAGUAGCGAAGAGUAUCAAAGAUUCGUAGCCUUUCUUUGCUGUUUCUCGGAGUAAAAAAGUAUCUCAAAUAACAUUUACAGAAGAAAGUGCUUGACGGAUUCAAUUGAAGAAUUUGAAUUGUGAACGCAAGGACUUGAUUAUAGAAUUUCCACUAGUCAUGGACAAGGAUCUUGAUCAGUUGAUUAUAGACAUUCCACAAACGUGCGAGUGUUUCAUCUACAAGGUUCCCCCGGAACUCCGCAAAGUAAAUCAUGAUGCCUACACUCCAAUGCUAAUUUCAAUUGGCCCAUUUCAUCACAAAGACGAAAAACUGAAGAACAUGGAAAAACUGAAACUGAGAUAUUUCAAGGAAGCCCGUCAUCGAACUAAGAAAAGCACGGCGGAGCUUGCAAGAUGCAUCGAAGAAAAGGAAGAAACUAUUCGUCAUUAUUAUGCGGAAAGCUUUGAUAUCACUAGGGAAGAUUUCACGAAUAUGAUUCUUUUGGAUUCUAUUUUUAUCAUUGAGCACUUGUGGAGGACUAAGCGAACUUCUCUAAAGAGUCCUAGCUCAAAUGGCACUUCCUCUCCUCAAAAAGAAGAAUGCUUCCUAGACGAGCAAAACCCAAGGCUAAGCUACUCUAUCUUGCUGGACUUGAUAUUACUUGAGAAUCAGGUUCCAUUUUUUGUUCUCGAGGACUUAUAUAAUUCUGCCUAUGGUCACCUCCCUGAUCAACAUACAACAUACCAGCAAAAUGGUCACAGAGACGAGGAUAAGCCCUUUCAUAAGCUUGUCCUUGAUUACUUUUUACAUUUUUGGGAAGAUUUCGGUUUAAAUAGCCCUUCUUAUAAUUGCAAUAAAAUGUUGCCUGUUAAGGACAAGCAAAUCAGGCAUUUUAUUGAUUUUCUGAGAUAUCUUCUCCUUCCAUGCGAAUACGCCCUGGAAUGUGGAAAAAGUAUUAAACGUCUACCUUGUGCAAAAAAGUUGGCUGAGGCAGGAGUGGAAUUUAGAGAAGUCCCAGAUAGAUUCUUCCAUGAUAUUGAGUUUAAGAAGAGUUGCUUAUUGGAGAAAUGCCCAUGUUUAAAUUUGUCCUGGCUCUUGAGUUGCUUUCCAUGCUUCAAAUGCUUGGAGAACAUGCAGCCUAUCUUGGAAAUCCCAUCCUUUACAGUAGGGGAUGCAACUGAACGUGUUAUCAGAAAUCUCAUGGCCUUUGAGCAAUAUCAUUAUCUAGAGGAAGCUUACAUCUGUAAUUAUAUUGUGCUAUUAGAUCAUCUUAUAGACACUGCAGAAGAUGUGGAUUUGCUUGUUGAGAAAAAGGUGCUUGUUAACUGGCUAGGCAGCAAUAAGGCAGUGGCAAUUCUGAUCAACAGACUUUCCCAACAAAUUGUAGAAGGUAAUCGUUCCCGUUACCAUGAUCUCAGUAAACAACUUAACAGGCACUAUGAGAAUUGUUGGAACAAACUUAUGGCAUCCUUCACAAGUCUAUAUUUCCGUGAUUUUUGGAGAGGCACCGCAACUGUUGCUGGAAUUUUGCUCCUAUUUUUCGCCUUUAUGAAUUUCCUUAGGCCUUUUGUCUUCUCUCACCGCUGAAAAUCGGUGGUUCAGUGUUAAUUUGUUGGAGACUUGGAGUGCUUUCCUUCUUGUUGCUUUAGCUGCAUCUAGACUUUGUGAUAAUGCUUUGCUCCUAGUUUACCAAAUGUAUUCGAUCAUGUUGUGAGUUUGUGAUCGAUGUCGUUUGGAAAUAUUAUGGUCAGGAGAGUCUGUAUUUUAGCAAAGAAAGCUCGAUCCUCUGUUAUCACAAAUUCACAAUGAAUCCUAUGACAUGUAUCCUAAUAUCAUUAUUGAUUA